AGAAUUGUGCGUUCUAUGUCGAUUGCACGCUUCGUACAAUGCCUCCUAACUCAAUUUAAGGGCCACCAUGUUAAGGGAAACAUGAAAAAAUACAGUUAAACUACAACUGCACGCCGUGAUUUGUCUUGAGAACAGUCGAAACGCUGCCGGCUGCAAGCGAACACGAUGACCACGAGUAGCGAGGAUGUGCUGCUGCAGAUGGGCGAGGUGCGGUACAAGAAGGGCGAUGGGACGCUGUAUGUAAUGAAUGAGCGUCUAGCAUGGAUGGCAGAGCACCGGGAUACAGUGACGGUUUCUCAUCGCUAUGCGGAUAUUAAGACCCAAAAAAUUUCGCCCGAGGGCAAACCGAAGGUGCAGUUGCAGGUGGUACUACAUGACGGAAACACUUCAACGUUUCAUUUCGUAAAUCGCAACGGCCAGAAGGCCAUGGUGGCCGACCGCGACAAAGUCAAAGAACUCUUGCAGAAGCUACUGCCAAGCUUUAAGCGCAAGGUGGACAAGGAUCUAGAGGAUAAGAACCGCAUAUUAAUGGAGAAUCCAAACUUGCUACAAUUGUACAAGGACUUGGUCAUUACAAAAGUUCUCACCAGCGACGAGUUCUGGGCCACCCACGCCAAAGACCACGCACUCAAGAAGGUCGGCAAGAAUCAGGAAAUCGGUGUUUCUGGCGCGUUUUUAGCCGACAUCAAACCGCAAACGGAUGGCUGCAAUGGCUUAAAAUAUAAUUUAACUUCUGAUGUCAUACACUGCAUUUUCAAAACAUAUCCCGCCGUUAAGCGCAAGCACUUCGAGAAUGUACCAUCAAAAAUGACCGAAGCGGAAUUUUGGACAAAGUUUUUCCAGUCGCAUUAUUUUCAUCGCGACCGUCUCACCGCUGGUACCAAAGACAUCUUCACUGAGUGUGGCAAGAUUGAUGAUCAGGCUUUGAAGGCCGCCGUGCAGCAGGGCGCUGGCGAUCCGCUGCUCGAUUUGAAGAAUUUCGAAGAUGUUCCGCUGGAGGAAGGCUUUGGAAGCGUAGCCGGCGAUCGCAAUGUUGUUAAUAGCGGCAACAUUGUCCACCAAAACAUGAUUAAGCGAUUUAAUCAGCAUUCCAUUAUGGUGCUGAAAACUUGCGCCAACGUUAACAAUGCGUUGCCCUCAAUGAGCAAUGGCACAAAUAUUGCCAAUGGACCUGUUCCGCAAUCAGCUUACACAAAUGGCAUCAACGGCAAGGGCUCCAAGCACUCGUCAGAAAGCCUCCCAAAAAGCAAAGAUGAGCCGCCAACAAAGAAACAACGACUAAUCGAAAAAAUUCAUUUCGAGGACUUAGGGGAUCCUCUAUUAGAUCCUGAUGAAAACACAACUGAUGGUCCCAAUAAAACCAAACAAGUCGAAUUGGCUAAGGUCGAGCGAUACCUAAAUGGUCCCAUACAAAACCAAAUGUACGAUAGCCAUAAUGACGUGCUCAGUUUGGACGAAGUUCAAUACAAGCUGGUCCGCAACUCGGAGUCCUGGUUAGAUCGUAGCGCGCAACGUGAAGUAAUUAGUUCCAAGUCCGCAGUCAACGCCCUGGGCGAACUGAGUCCGGGUGGCUCUCUAAUGCGAGGCUUUCAGGAACAAUCUGCCGGACAGCUGGUGCCACGAGAUUUUCAACGUGAUUUGCGUCAUUUAUACCUCUCCUUAUCGGAGCUUUUGAAACAUUUCUGGAACUGUUUUCCACCGACCACAGAAGAACUGGAGGCGAAACUGCAGCGUAUGCACGAAACUUUGCAGCGUUUCAAAAUGGCCAAAUUAGUGCCUUUUGAGAAUCGUGCCAUGCACGAGCUCUCGCCAUUACGUUCAUCAUUGACUCAACACAUGAACUUGCUGCUGCGAACCGCCAACUCCAAAUAUGCCACAUGGAAGGAACGAAAGCUGCGUAACAAUAGAUAACAUACGCCUUACGAGAACGAGCGGCAGCAGCAGCCAUUGCACACAACGCGCUCCUCACAACUGGAGUUGGAUAUAUUUUAAUUGUCAUCCCCGUUUGUGUACGAGUGGGUGUGCAGCACUACACCUCAUGAAACAUUUUGUGUACUACUCAUAAGCAUCUAGUAUUACUAUUAAGGUCUGCGCUGAAUGACACGCAUUGGAAUAAAAUAAUAUUUACAAGUUUUAA
Molecule: messenger RNA, 2137 nt
Organism: Scaptodrosophila lebanonensis
Lineage: Eukaryota; Metazoa; Arthropoda; Insecta; Diptera; Drosophilidae
Gene: Tfb1
Product: general transcription factor IIH subunit 1
Exons: 6
Coding region: 166-1911 (581 amino acids)
Biological process (GO): transcription by RNA polymerase II; nucleotide-excision repair; transcription by RNA polymerase I
Cellular component (GO): transcription factor TFIIH core complex; transcription factor TFIIH holo complex
Source: RefSeq, a predicted model, not a curated record